AAAAAAAUAAAUAAUUAUUAUCAUAAAUACAUCACCACAAAAGGAAUAAAGCCUCAACUAAACAAAUUACAGUUUGGUACCUAAACUUAAUAACAUUUUAGAUUUAUAACACAAAUUUAUUUUUUGGCAUAUAAGCCCUCAAAAUAUUGAUGGAAUAUUACAUUUUAGUACCUAAUUUUUUGUGUAUUACAUUUUGGUACCUAAAUUUUUUAAAUUCUUCAAAUAUGUCUAAUAUUUGUAUGUGUAAUAAAACACCCUCGAAUAAAUGGUUAUCCAUACCCAACUCAUACACAUAUAGAUUAUGAAAGUAAAUAUCCGUACUGUACCAAAAUUCAUCUACAAACUUCCAAACCCAUAUAUACGUUACCCAUACCCUACCAUAAUCAAAGUGUCUACUUGGGGUUUAGGUAAAUAUCACUUAUUAGACAAAGUUUUAAAAUUUGUUUAAAUUAGAUGCUCUCUUCUCAGUCAAUAUAUAUAUUGUCGAGUCAAUAUUAUUUAACAAAAUUGCUAACAAAAAAAUUAAUUUUAGACUAAUAAUAAUAACAAAAUACUAUAAAGGGUCACAUAAUACAAUGCCCAUAGGCCAUCUCCGCCCGCGACAAGGCGCGACAUCGCCACCUAGUUAUAACUAAUAACAUUACUCUUCCAUUUGACUUGCAAAAUAGAAAAAAAUCUAAGUUGUUGAGUUAGCAAUUCAAUAAGAUAAUUUGGUAUAAUUGUUUCAUAUUGAAAUAAUUACACCAAAUUGUCCCAUUUACCUAUACAAAAUCCAAUAGAGACUUUAUACUUUGAAAAAUUUAAAUUGAUUCUUUUUAAAGCAAUUUUAAAAUGAAGCAAUACAACCCAUUUCUCAAUCACUUCAUUGUCUUUUUUUUUCUCCUCUAUCUUCCUAUUACAUUUAUCGGGUCAAAUUUAGUAACCUCCUUUAUUGUAAAGGAGCUUUUGAGUUGUUGAACCAAACUCCACUUGAUAAUGUUCCUACUUCCUAAGCAACAUCUUUUGGCAAAUUGAAUAAAUUGUUCCCAUAUUGCCUCAAGAUUGAUAUCCAAAUAAAAAUAAUCCUCAUAUGCUCCUUAAUUCAUAUCUAUUGAUAAGUUGAUUUGGCAUAAUUGAAAAAAAUUGCCCCGUUUAGCUAUGCGAAAAUUUAAUAGCUAGAGCAAUUAGGCUUGGGGCCAUUUAGAUGAUGAUUUUUUUAAUGAGAUCAAUUAGAAAAUUUAAGUUGCGAGAACGGAUCAGAUCAGUAAUUAUGAGUAACCCGUCCACAUUAUCAUAACAUCAGUAUCUUUCUUUGAAAGUCUUUUAUCUUUUCCCCUUUAAUCUAUAACGAACGAUUUCUCUCUCGUUUUAAGUCGAAAUUUAAACUUUUUGCACAAAUAAAUCAUAUUAAAUGUGCAUUUUAAAAUGAUAUCCACUUUGAUAUAUUUUUAGUACAAAAAAAUUGAAUAAUAUUUUACCAGUCAUUACCAUAUUGUAUGCUCCUAUUUAAUACCAUAUGGUAAGAAAGUGUACGAUGAUGGUAUGAACAUACCAAUAUGGUAAGAAUGUUGAAUACAUGAUAGUAGAAGUAUACUAACUGUCAUUUACGAUUUUCAUCUUUGUUUACUACAAGUUACCACAAGUUACCACCCACAUACCAUUGUGGUAAAGUAUGGUAAUUUUUGGUCCAGUAUUUUUUCACCCAGAAAUUUGUAGAUCCAAUAGAUCAUGAUGAACUCGUUCCUUUUGAGCAAACGUUUUCAAAAACGACUUAAAAACGAAGAAGUUACCAUAUGGUAUGUAGUUGGUAAAAAAAUUCUUGAAAUAUAUUGAAAAUUGAUCUCAUUUUGUAGAGCACAACGAACUCGUUCCAUCUGUGAAAAAAAAUAUUGAAAUCCGAGUUAGAACGAAGAAGAUAAGAGUCGAUUAAGAAAAAUAAAAUACCUUUAAUUGACAACCCUUAGAUCUAGAUUUUUUGGGUCCACUUAGAUCUAAAGGUCCAGUUACUCAUAGUGUCGACCAAUUAAUGCAUCCUUAUUUCGUGUUGACCAACAAGACUACUAUUUGGCCGAAUUGCUUGACUCAUCAUGUCAUCCAAACAAUGUUAGAGAAUUCUCCAUUGUUGCACUUUGAUACGGUUAUAGUUAAUUGUAUAGGUGUCAAAACAUGACCCGAUCCGAGUAACCCGCCCAACCAACCUGAUCCGCGGCCCGCUUACAACCCGAUUGGACUAAAAGUCAAAGACCCGCAACCCGCCCGACCCGUAACCCGAUUGACCCGCAACUUGCUUGACCCGCAACCUGCUUGACCCGCAACCUUCUUGAUCCGAACCCGCUUGACCCGCAACCCGUUUGACCUGCAAGCCGCUUGACCCGUAACCCGACUAACCCGAACCCCAUUAACCCAACCCGAACCCGCCCGAUUGGCACGAAUAAUACUACAUAAUAUAUUUUGGUGCAUAAAUAUAUAUUUUAGGGAUUCGUUUCACUUUUCUCGUCUCUCUGCCUUUCAGUUGAACCAAGUAAACAACACGUUCAUAUUGUAACAGAUUAAUUAUGUAUACUAGUUGGCUCCUGUGAUGUUUUUUUGAAUUUAAGGUACACGGUUCAAAGCCUAGCAGGAGCAUAUUUUUUUAGACCAUCAUUAAAAUUUAUUUUAUGAAAAAAAAAACAUAAAAUUCACUUAAUUUAUAUGGUAUACGGAUACAGUACAUAUAAUUCACUUAAUGUAUAGGGUAUACGGAAUACGGUAGUGGACUCGUGGGUUAGAGUUUAGAGGAUUAGGACGUAUGUUCUUCUCAAUAACUGAAUACAAAAUUGAUUUAACUAACAUUCUUCACAUAACAUACGUUAUAAUUCCAAAUACCUCCCUUUAAUGUAAAAUGAUGCAAUUGGCCCAUUUCUCAAUAGCUUCGUUGGAUUUUUAUUUUUAUUUUUCUAUCUUCCUAAUACAUACACUAGGGUUUUUUUGACAAAAGAUAAUCAUAUAUUGAUUCAAAAAAUAGAUAAUUACAUUAUGGAAUUCAACAAGGUCUGGAAAUCAAAGAAACGACUUGUAGUCGGGUACAAAAAAGGGCCUUUUUAGCCACCACAUGGGCAACACUAUUACUACACCGACCUACAAAUCGAACACUAAACCCAGAAUGGAUGGCAAAGUUAUGCAUAAUUUCUUCAAGAAUAGCCCCCAUCCGGUUAUCGCUGGUAUCUGCCUGAUUAAUCUUGUCGAUGAUCACUAUAGCAUCACCUUCAAACCUUAUUUCCGUGAAACCGUGGUCCAGACCAGACACCACAUAAUAGCCUCUCGGAGCACAAGUAAUUUGACCACCAUAGGGUUAUCAAUCAAUGGAAAUUGAAUCCAAUACAUACACUGGGUUACAUUUAAGAGUUGUUUGCUUUAUGGAUUUUGUGAUGAAUUUGUGUAUCUAUCAUGGACUUUGAGCGAAGUCCAAAGUUUGCUUAAUGGAAUUAGGGUAAUCAAAUCCGUGGGGUUGGAUUUAUUAUUGUUGUCUCUUAUAGGGCCAAUUCUUACUUGGUAGGGUAUAUGUUCUCUCUAUCUAACACAGACUUAUAUAUGCUUUGUAUGAGACCAAAUCCACGGGCUUCACGGAUUUGCAAGUUCCACCUCUUGAGGUGAGAUUUGAACGAUGGAUUAAAAUCCAUGAUGAUAGUUUACUCUUCUACACUCACUUAUUUUUUUUAGUUACAAAUUUAUACUCAUAUUUUAUUUCAAUGGGCAUGCAACUAAUGUUGUAUUUUAUUAAAAUAUUAUAAUUUAUCAUUGUAAUGUCAUAUUUAAGUAUAAUGAUUUUAUUUUAUUUAUUUGUAAGGGCAAUAAGAUGAAUUGUAUUUCAUAAAAUGAUUUGAAAUAUCUCGUCAAAAAAAAAAAUGAUUUGAAAUAUAUACAUCUUUGUCACCGCUUUGAAUACAUCUUUGUCAGCUUUAAAUACUUCUUCGACACAUUUGAAUACUUGUUCGACGCCUAUGACUACAUGUUCGUUUAUGUGAAAUAUUUGUUGGGAUUUUUUGAAUUGUUUAUUAGUGCAUACAUUUAUAUAUUUGUAGUUGAAUUAUUAGUCCACAAAGUAGCGGUAAAGAGUAAAAUCUAAUUAUAUAAAGGUAACAAGGUAAUUUGUAUUUCAAAUUCGCAAAUCUAGUUAAACAAAAUCCAUAAUCAAAUCCAAUAAACAAAUAAUAGACUUGUUCAAAUCGAUAAUGCCCCAAAAUCCAUCAUAUAUCCAUAAUUUUUCAAAAAUUAAAUUUUAUCAAAACUCUCAUUUUUCAAAUACACGAAAUAAACGACCCGUUAGCUAAUAACAAGAAAGGCGCUUUUGAGUUGUUGAACCAACCUCCACUUGAUUACGUUCUUAAACAUCUUUUUGCAAGUUGAAAAGAAAUUGUUUCCCAUAUUGCCUCCAGAUUGACAUCCUAGUUAAAAUAAUCCUCAUUAUCUUGCUUUCUUCUUAUCUUUUUAACUAUUAGCAUUUCCUUUCAAUUCUCUCUUCCCCUCCAUCUGACAAAUUUCAUUGUUAUUUUGCUGCCCUUUUAUUUCUCUGUAAAAAAAUUCCUUUGUUUUUGGUUUCCUUCAUAAUCUUUGAACAUAUCUGGUUGAUGACCCUCUCUAGAAUAUUUCAUAAAAGUGUUUUUUAAAUCAUCUAUAUACGUUCCUUACAUUUAGGCCCUCUUUUCUUCAUUGUUGAAUCUAAACUUUGCCCCCAAAUUUCAUCUAUUGUUAUUGUUUGUUGUUUAACAUCAUACAAUAUUGUCGCAUCAAUUGACGAAUUAAUGUGAAAAUUUCGGUAUCAAGGUCUCUUGCUAAUAAAACAAUGUAAUUGGAGGUGCAACCCUAGGCUAGCUUCCCUAUCGAUUCUUCGAUUAGGGCUCUGCUACGCGCGAUCCUUCCUGAUUGAGAGAUAUCGUCAAACCCUAACGUAAAAAAUCGACAAGUAGUCCUGAUGGUUGAUUCAUUAACUCGAGCUCGUGUCAUCUCGAAGAAGACGAUAAAAAGGCUCGACGUGAGAGCCAUCAUCCCGAUCCAUGCAUGCAUGAUUCCAUUGAGCCGGAAGAGAUUUCUGAAGCUGCUGGGGAUCAAGAUGGCGUGGGUUGGUGUUAUGGGCUGCAUUUGCUCCAAAGGAGGUCAACAACCCAAAAAUGGCUACGUAGAUUGCAACAACAAUGGCGGCGGCGGCAAGAGCAAAGGCAAGGGCAAGAAAUGUUCCAAGCGAAGUGCGUCCAAAAGAGACGAGGAGAUCGACACCGACGAAGAUUACGACGGAGGGCUUGGGAUCUUCCCCUUGACCCCUAACAACGAUCAGGAUGACAAGAAGAAGAAGAAGAAGAGCAGAUCCAAUCAUCAUUUCUCGAGCGUGGCGAACGGGGAGAAAGCUGCUCCGGUCGUCGCCGGCUGGCCUUCUUGGCUGACUGCGGUGGCUGGGGAAGCAAUCAAUGGUUGGAUCCCCAGAAGGCUUGAUUCCUUUGAGAAGUUGGAAAAGAUUGGACAAGGGACGUAUAGUAGUGUUUAUAAGGCACGUGAUUUAGAAUCUACGAAGAUAGUUGCGCUAAAGAAGGUUCGGUUUGCGAAUAUGGAUCCGGAGAGCGUGAAGUUCAUGGCGAGAGAAAUCAUCAUUCUAAGGAGGCUUGAUCAUCCUAACGUGAUGAAGCUUGAAGGCAUUAUUACCACGACAACGUCUGGUAGCUUGUACCUGGUUUUUGAGUACAUGGAUCAUGAUCUCUCUGGAUUGUUGUCAAGUUCAGGAUCCAAGUUCACUGAAUCACAGAUAAAAUGCUACAUGAAGCAGCUGCUCACAGGGUUGGCCCACUGCCACAGCCGAGGAAUCAUGCACCGCGACAUCAAGGGAGCCAACCUCUUGAUCGACUCCAAGGGUAAUCUCAAGAUCGCUGAUUUCGGACUAGCAGCUUUCCGAACAACCAAACCAACAACCGAUAACCGAAUCGAUAAGUCUUAUCGUCGUCAACUGACGAGCAGGGUGGUGUCGCUGUGGUACAGGCCUCCGGAGCUCCUGCUCGGCUCCACGGACUACGGAGUAGAAGUCGACCUGUGGAGCUCCGGGUGCAUACUGGCCGAGCUGUUCAACGGCGGGAAGCCGAUCCUGCCCGGAAGAACGGAGGUGGAGCAGAUCCACAAGAUCUUCAAGCUCUGUGGGUCCCCCAGCGAGGAGUACUGGAAGACGUCGAAGCUGUCCCACAGCGCCAUUUUUAAACCUCGGCAGCGUUACGAGAGGAGGGUUGGCGAGACGUUUAAGGACAUGUUGCCGUCGUCGGCUCUAGGGCUUGUUGAGGUGCUGCUUUCUGUGGAUCCUGAAAAUCGUGGCUCCACGGCUUCAGCACUUGCUAGUGAGUUUUUCACGACAGAACCUCUUCCUUGCGAGCCAUCUAGCCUGCCCAACUACCCUCCAAGCAAGGAAUUCGAUGUCAAGCUCCGGAAAGAUGAAAACAAAAGGAAAAGAGUAGCAGGAGGUAAAGGCAAAGGAAGGGAAUCAGAACGGAUAUUCACAAGAGGGGCUAAAGUCAUUGCAACUAUUAAUAGUAAUAUAGACGUGCAUAUCUCAGCAAAGAGGAGAAAAGAGCGGGAUCAAAGGGAGAAAGCAACGACGAACAACGAAAGGUCGAAGAACAGCAAAGAGGCACAUGAUGAAGCUAACUCCAAUGGAACCACAUCAACAAGAAACGCUGCAAACUCACUUGAUGAAGUAGCUGCAAGAAGGAACUCAUCAAACCAAACAACAUCAACAGCAGCUAAUUAUAAGCUAUCGAGGUUUACGAACUCAGUAGUGAUUAGAGACAACAGUAGCACCAAGGGUGAUCGCUCUUCUGCCAUGGAUUCCACAAGGAAGGGUAGUAUGCAUAUGCAUCACUCGGGGCCAUUGAUGACCGCAGGAGGCAACAUAGAAGAGAUGCUGAAAGAACACGAGAGGAGGAUCCAACAUGCAGUCAGGAAAGCGAGAUCCGCCAAGAACAACAACUUCCAUGAUCACGAUGACGACAUCACAGUUGUCAAGAACCAAUUGCUUCCAAUAACCCCAGUUAUUGAGAGAAGUUCAAUCGUGAAUCAUAUAUAGCAGACACUAACAAACAGUUGAUGAGAGGUGUUGAUGAUAAUGUUCAUUAUCACGCAAUGGUUGAAACAGAGACUGUAAAAUAUACAUGAUUUGGCAUAUAUAUAUAUAUGCUCAUUAAUUAAUAUUCUUUAAUGUGGCUUCUAAGUUGAAUGAUCUGAUCCAUCUUAUUGAGAGACGGAGGAUGUCAACGUCGAACGACCAGGGGGGAUUUGUAUUGUAUGAAUGUGGAUGUACUCAUCAGUAAUCCAAUACAAGGUCUCGAAGAAGGAAAGUGAAGUCUUUUGACUUUUUCGCUCCGUCGGAAACGAUGGGUCAAAGAAAUAAAUAAGAAAUUAAAUUGGGGUUUUGUUUGCAUGUCUUUGUAACUAAUGUGGUAUCACUUGAACAUAAUUACAAACCCCCGUCACUAUUAUUUUUAGGAUACUAUGAAUAUAUGAUAGUAAAACGACAUGUUAAGA
Messenger RNA from Linum trigynum, 7512 nucleotides. Lineage: Eukaryota; Viridiplantae; Streptophyta; Magnoliopsida; Malpighiales; Linaceae. The record is from the annotation of a GenBank genome assembly.